Molecule: messenger RNA, 1329 nt
Organism: Aureobasidium subglaciale EXF-2481
Lineage: Eukaryota; Fungi; Ascomycota; Dothideomycetes; Dothideales; Saccotheciaceae
Product: glycoside hydrolase family 28 protein
Exons: 5
Coding region: 1-1329 (442 amino acids)
Biological process (GO): carbohydrate metabolic process
Molecular function (GO): polygalacturonase activity
Source: RefSeq, a predicted model, not a curated record
AUGAGAGUCUUUUCCUGUCUCUUGGUAGUCACCACUGCGAUCACUUCCGCUGUAGCCUUUGACAUCCCCGAAGGUGCAUCAAUUUCUGUACCAUGGCGACACAAGGGACGACCAUACUUUGGUUGGAACUUGAAAGACAAGUGGGGCAACAGUGUCGAAGAAGAUCGCCACAAGAUCACCAUCCGUGCUUCUGAGGAUGACACGGACGACAUAUCUGCAGACUUUGUCUGGGCUCUUGAGCAAGCACAGAAUGGUGGUCUUGUGCAUCUUGAAGAAGGCAAGACUUAUGUCAUUGGCAAGAAGAUUGAUCUUCCCGUUCUCAAUGAUGUGUACAUCAAGCUUGAUGGUACAUUGAAGUUUACCGACGAUAUCGAAUACUGGCAAAAGAACUACUUCUACUACCCCUUCCAGAAGAGUAUCACAUUCAUGGUCUGGAGUGGCCAAGAUAUCAGAAUCUAUGGAAAAGGAACUAUGGAUGGAAAUGGUCAGGCAUGGUACGACGGCUUUGCCGGCCGUGAGAUCUUGGAUGCCGACAACACCUACUACCGUCCUAUCCUGUUCUUGACUGACAAUGCUACCAAUGUCGAUGUCGAGGGCAUUACCUUCCUGAAUAGUCCGUGCUGGACCACUUUCUUGGUCCGCACCAAGGAUGUCUCCUUUGAUAAUGUCUACAUCGAGGCAUUCAGUACUAACGCUUCUGCUCUCCCAAAAAACACCGAUGGCUUCGACUCGCUCAACGUGGAUGGUCUAACCGUCACAAACACCCGCGUCAAUGUCGGCGACGACUGCUUCUCCCCCAAGCCAAACACCACAAACAUCUACGUUGAAAACCUCUGGUGCAACGGUACCCAUGGCGUCUCCAUGGGCUCAAUCGGUCAAUAUCCCGGUGUUCUCGACUACAUCUCAAACGCGUACAUGAAGAACAUCACCCUCCUGAACGGGCAAAAUGGCGCCAGACUAAAGGCAUGGGCAGGACCUCAAGUAGGCUACGGCUACAUCUCCAACAUCACGUACGAAAACAUCUACAUUGAAAACACAGACGCACCCAUCGUCCUCGAUCAAUGCUACUUCAACAUCAACGAAACAACAUGUGCUGCCUACCCCUCCAAUGUAAACAUUACAGAUGUCAAGUUUAUCAACGUCACUGGCUCGUCGAGUGGGAAAGAGGGUGGUGUGGUGGCGGAUUUGACUUGUAGUCCUGGAGCUACUUGUAGUGGCAUCAUGCUCGAGGGGAUAGAUUUGACGAGCCCUAAUGGGACGUCGGAGAUUGUGUGUAAUAAUAUUCAGGGGGAUAUCGGGGUCCCUUGUGUUUCUGGGGCCGACGCUUGA